Messenger RNA from Megalops cyprinoides (Indo-Pacific tarpon), 2198 nucleotides. Its product is annotated as cytochrome P450 2J2-like. The record is from RefSeq and is a predicted model, not a curated record. Gene Ontology annotation, molecular function: oxidoreductase activity, acting on paired donors, with incorporation or reduction of molecular oxygen, reduced flavin or flavoprotein as one donor, and incorporation of one atom of oxygen; iron ion binding; heme binding. The transcript is spliced from 9 exons. Gene Ontology annotation, biological process: xenobiotic metabolic process. Lineage: Eukaryota; Metazoa; Chordata; Actinopteri; Elopiformes; Megalopidae. Gene Ontology annotation, cellular component: cytoplasm; intracellular membrane-bounded organelle. The coding region runs from base 90 to 1595 and encodes 501 amino acids.
UGCAAGGAGACAGUAUUAACAGCACUGAAGAGCGAAAGUGUGUCGUAGUUCUUUUACGGCAGUGCUUGGGCAAGGUUUCCCUCCUCACAAUGCUGCUGUAUUCCUUGCUAGAGGGGCUCGACAUCCAAGGACUCUUGCUGUUCCUCUUAGCCUUUCUUCUGAUCACCGACUUCUUGAAGUACAGGAACCCCCCGAACUUCCCCCCUGGACCUUGGGCUCUGCCCUUCGUGGGGAAUGUCUUCCAUAUUGACAACAAACAGCCACAUAUUUACCUGACAAAGCUGGCCAAUGUUUAUGGUAAUGUCUUCAGCCUCCGGCUGGGCAGAGAAAAGACAGUGCUUGUGACAGGCUACAAAAUGGUGAAGGAAGCCCUGGUGACUCAAGCAGAGACCUUUGUGGACCGGCCUCCAAGCCCAUUGGCUGACAGAAUCUAUUCAGGAAAUGGCAAGUCUCUAAAUGGCAUAUUCCUCAGCAAUGGAUACAGGUGGAAGAAACAAAGGAGAUUCGCUCUUACCACCCUCAGAAACUUUGGACUAGGGAAGAAGUCAUUGGAGUCGGUCAUCUGUGAAGAGAGCAGAUUCCUCCAAGAAGAGAUCGAGAGAGAAAAAGGUAGACCUUUUGACCCUCACAUGCUCCUCAACAAUGUUGUCUCCAACAUCAUCUGCGUCAUGGUCUUUGGACACAGGUUUGACUACAAUGAUCACAACUUCAAUAUUCUGCUGAAGUUGUUGUCUCAUGCGAUCCAGCUGGAGGGCAGCAUAUGGGGCCAGCUCUACGAGGCUUUCCCGACUGUGAUGAAGUACCUUCCAGGACCACACAAUGACAUCUUCACGCACUACAAAGAGCUCUCCGCCUUUGUGAGAGAAGAACUGGAGAAACAUAAGGAGGACUGGGACCCAUCAGACCCAAGGGACUACAUUGACGCCUUCCUCACAGAGAUACAGAAUAAUAAAGGGGACCCUGCAGCCGGCUUUGAGGAGGCCAACCUGAUCCUGUGUAGUUUGGACCUGUUUCUCGCUGGGACAGAAACCACCUCCACUACACUGCGCUGGGCCCUGCUUUACAUGAUGAAGUACCCUGACAUAAAAGAGAAGGUCCAGGCUGAGAUAGACAGGGUGAUUGGACAGUCACGUCAGCCCACUAUGGCAGACAGAGCCAACAUGCCCUACACUGAUGCUGUGAUCCACGAGAUACAGAGGAUGGGAAACAUUGUGCCUCUCAACGGUCCCCGGAUGGUCAACAAAGACACCACACUGGGAGGAUACUUCCUUCCAAAGGGUACAUCAGUGCUGACAAUCCUGACCUCAGUAAUGUUUGACAAGACUGAGUGGCAAACGCCGGACACCUUCAACCCUGGACACUUCCUGGACUCCGAUGGGAAGUUUGUGAGGCGGGAUGCAUUUUUGCCCUUCUCAGCAGGAAAGAGAAUAUGCCUGGGGGAACAGCUCGCCAGGAUGGAGCUGUUCCUCUUCUUUGUCUUCCUGUUCCAAAAGUUCAGCUUCUCCCCUCCCGAGGGUGAAGAGUUAGAUCUGGAAGGACAAGCUGGAACCACACUGACACCACUUCCCUUCAAGAUCUGUGUCACCCCCCGUUAACCUGCCAUUUAAUGUGUGCUACAUAGCACGCUGAAAUCCAAGGGAUUUAUCUACUACGCUGUGUGUGUGUAUGGUGUAGUGCUUUAUAGUGGGGAUGACCAAUUUGUUUUGUUCUCUAUAUUGUUACAUAGCUCCAACACAUGAUAUCUACAUCACAUUCACACCAUCUCCUAAUAAACUAUUAUUUACUGCCAAUGUCAUUAAAAUUAAGCCAGGUGUGCAAGAUCUCAUUAAGAGAUGAAUCUACAAAUUUACAGGAUAAAAAUCACAAACUAAAUUUGCAAUGUUACUAUCAAAGUCUGACAGGAUGAAUGCAGGUGUAUUAAGGACAACUCUUGCAACUCUUAUCUUAGAUAAUCAAUUUGUCAGCAAAAAUAUGAAAUAUGAGACAGCGUAUUAACACUACAAUGACUUCACAUAGGAGCUGCAUAACUUCAUGGUUGUCAGUGUGCAUCUCUUCCUAGUAAUUUUUAGUGUUUAAACUAAUUCACCUCAGUUUUUGAUUUUGUCUGUCAUAAACAAAAAAAAAACAUUAUAUCCUGCAUAUUGUUUUGCAUGUAUUUCAUAGUCUUUGAGAAAUGUUUCAUGUGAUUAAAGCAUUAA